GGGGCCGUGCUACGGGUGCCGGCGCGGCCCACGGCGCUCGGCGGCGGGCGCUUCCCGGCGCGCCCCGCGGCAGAUUGUACACAAUCAUCAUGGCCGCCGCCGCCCCAGGUGCCGAGGCGCCGGGCAUGGAGGCGGAGGCCGCGGGCUGCGGCGGGGAGGGCGGCUCUCCGGCCGCGGGGCGCUCUCCGCAGGGCGAGGGGCGCCGGCACCCCCCGGCCUCCGUCAGCAACGGCGGCGCCGCGGAGGGCGGCGAGGAGCUGGUGGAGCUGAAGGUGAUCUGGAACAAGAACAAGUACGACGUCAAGUUCCGCCUGGACGGCACCGGCGCCGACCUGAAGCAGGAGAUCCACUCGCUCACAGGCCUCCCGCCCGCCAUGCAGAAGGUGAUGUUCAAGGGGCUGCUGCCCGAGGAGAAGACGCUGCGAGAGAUCAAGGUGACGAACGGAGCCAAGAUCAUGGUGGUGGGCUCCACCAUCAACGACGUGCUGGCGGUGAACACGCCCAAGGAGGCCGCCCAGCAGGAGGUGAAGGCUGAGGAGAGCAAGAAGGAGCCGCUCUGCAGGCAAAAGCAACACAGAAAAGUAUUGGAUAAAGGAAAACCAGAUGAUGUGAUGCCUUCUGUUAAAGGUGUUCAGGAGCGCCUGCCAACAGUGCCGUUAUCUGGCAUGUACAACAAAUCAGGGGGGAAAGUAAGAUUGACCUUCAAACUUGAGCAAGACCAGCUAUGGAUUGGUACAAAAGCGACGUACAACUGCAGAAACUAUGGCAUGUGUUGCUGUGCAGAGGAAUCAGUUUACCGUCUUGAGUGGUGCCAGGAGGAGCUGAAAGUGCUGUGGUGAUAACGUGCAUUGCUGAGGACGUCUCAGAUAAUCCCCCUGCCUCCAAAGGAAGCCUUUAGUUUGACCAGGAUGGGGCAAUGUUAUAUUGAUGAGCAAGAAGAAUAGAAGUGCUUGCUCACUGUCCCAGUAAAAUAACCUAAUUGGACGGUAAUAUUAGCUUUGGAUGGCACCUCCAGCUGCUACGUUAUUUCCAAAGUAAGCAGAAAUCUCGAAAGUUUUUGACCUUUCCUAUGUAGGACAGACUUGAUUGUGAACUUGAAGGUUUUCUGUCUUUAAAAUCUCCAUUGGUAUGGAUCGCAGUGAGAUCUCUUAGGCUAAGUGACAGAGAUGCUGUAUUUUUUCCUCUAUAGCUUGGGCGGAUGCUUUUUUUUUUUCUUACUGAUAAUGUGCUCUAAAUAAUUGAGGGGUAUUUAGGUAAUUAAUCCUUUUCCCUCACCUUCUAGACCAGUUUAAAUUCAGUAUUUCUGAAACAUUCUAGAUUAGUGUUUCUUAAGCUUUGAAAUUUGAUUCUUCUUAUAGUCCUCUGUCUUUAAUAUAACCUGUUUCCCUACUUCCCCAAAUUAGCAGCAGCUUACUUCCUUUAGGGACUGGUUAUAAUUGCUGGCUGUUGGUGAGAGGAAGACUUCCUGCUCU
This is a messenger RNA of Cygnus atratus (black swan), 1472 nucleotides long. RefSeq names its product ubiquitin family domain containing 1 (gene UBFD1). The coding region runs from base 90 to 839 and encodes 249 amino acids. The transcript has 6 exons. NCBI's taxonomy places the organism in Eukaryota, Metazoa, Chordata, Aves, Anseriformes, Anatidae. Gene Ontology annotation, molecular function: cadherin binding; RNA binding. The record is from RefSeq and is a predicted model, not a curated record.